Molecule: messenger RNA, 2654 nt
Organism: Bursaphelenchus okinawaensis
Lineage: Eukaryota; Metazoa; Nematoda; Chromadorea; Rhabditida; Aphelenchoididae
Source: the annotation of a GenBank genome assembly
AUGGAUAUGGAUGAUGAAGAUUAUGGAUUGGUAAGUUAUUUAUGUUUAUUUUGCUUUUUAGACACUGAAAUCGGUAUCUAAAGAUGGAGAAUAUUCUGCAGAAGCUUUCUAACUGUAUUACCGUCAGGUUCACGAUGCUUUAGUUUUCCUUUUCUAAGGUUUUAACUAGAAUUUUGAGAGGUUUUUUGAAGAUUUUAGAGUUUAAUCAUGGUCAACUUCUAAGACUCAAAACCCUCGUAUUUUAGGAAUAUUCGGAUGAUUCUGGCUCCGAGCCAGAUGUAGCAUUGGAGAAUCAGUAUUAUGCGGCCAAGAGCUUAAAGUCGGAUGGAGAUUAUGAGACAGCUUUGGACACUUUUCGAGAAGUUGUUCAACUGGAGAAUGAUAAGGGAGAGAAAGGAGAUUGGGGGUUUAAGGCCUUGAAACAGAUGAUCAAGCUUACUUUUAAGAUGGUUUGUUGUUCUUUGAUGUUUCGUUAUUGUAUUUAGGUUGAAAUUACGAAUAUUGAUUUGGUUUUUUUUGUGAAAUGGAAUAAAAGUAAUCUACGCUCAUAUAGAGGCAGCUAUAGUAAUUUAAAACGCUAGUAAAACCUUGUUUUAAGGCUUUUUUGACUUUAUAAAACAAUAUAUUUUAGGAAAGAUACGAUGCAAUGCUGAAGCACUAUGCAAAACUACUAACUUAUAUUAAAUCGGCUGUCACGAAGAAUUACGCAGAGAAGAGUAUAAACGGCAUCUUGGACUAUGUUUCCACUUCAAAGAAGGCUGAUCUUCUACAAAACUUUUACCAGAUUACAUUGGAUGCUCUUAAGGUAUGUAUUUUAAUUUUAUUUCUUUGCCUUUAGGUAAUAAUUUUUGUGGUAUGAAGAAAAAAUUUGCUUUGAUCUAAAACAUGUUAUGUUCAAGGUGAAAAUUUUGAAAUAUUAGUUAAAAAUCUGAUGUAAACUUAAUAAAAUUCACGUUUCAGGACGCGAAGAACGACCGGCUGUGGUUUAAAACUAAAAUUAAGCUUGGCAAGUUGUAUUUUGACCAGAAGGAUUACGAAAAACUGGAGAGUGUUCUAAAACAACUUCGCCAAUCUUGUAAGACCGAAGAUGGAGAAGAGGAUCAGAAGAAGGGAACUCAACUUUUGGAGAUUUAUGCAUUGGAAAUUCAAAUGUACACAGAACAGAAGAACAACAAAGCUCUGAACCAUCUCUACGAACAAGCUGUUCAUGUGAAGUCGGCUAUUCCUCAUCCUUUGAUCAUGGGUAAGAUUUUUGUCGUAUAGAUUUUUAGAGCAAGACAUUAGGGUGAAAAUUCGUGUUGAGUUAAAACAUAAGUUAGGUAAUGACAUUCUAAAAUUCUUUGUGAAAAUAUUAAUUGAUUAAAAAGUUAUGACUAUUUGAAAAUAAAAUAGGAUAUGUUAAUAUAGGGUCAAGUUGAAUUUGAGUGGUGUAGCACAAGUAGCGAAAUUGACUUGCAAUUUUAACUAGGUGUAUGAAAGACAAUUACCUUGGUUAUAUUUAAAAAUGGUCGUAUAUUAUCAACCGGUCGAUAAGUUAUAAAUUUUUGAAACUGUGUUGUAGAUAUUUUUUGAUGUCACAUCUUGUAGACGUUAUAACAGAAGUUAGGAUAGAGGUAUGGAAAUAUGAUUUUAGGAUUUUGGAGAGUAUAAACAUACCUUUUUUGUGUAAAAAAUUUGACUUGAAAUAUCGACCGGUCAAUAAGUUAUGACACUUUUUUUUGAAUAUUUUAUGAAAAAACGCUGAAAAUGGAGACAAUUUUAGUUUUAAAUAAGUUUUAUCAUUGAUAGAGACUUUAAAAAAAGAAAAAUCUUGUUAUCAUGGUUUAUAUGAUGGAUUUUUUUAUCGUUUUAGGCACGGUCCGCGAAUGUGGAGGCAAGAUGCACUUGCGGAACGGCGAGUACAGCAAAGCCAACACCGACUUUUUCGAAGCUUUCAAGAACUACGACGAAUCGGGAUCGCCACGACGAAUCGUAUGCUUAAAAUACGUCGUACUGGCCAAUAUGUUGAUGAAGUCCGAUAUCAAUCCAUUCGAUUCGCAGGAAACGAAGUCCUUCAAAAAUGAACCUGAAAUUGUGGUAAUGACACAAUUGGUGUCAGCGUAUCAAGACAACAACAUUGAGCUGUUCGAAAAGAUCAUUGAGGACAAUAGGGAGAGUGUCAUGAGUGAUCCGUUUAUCAGAGAGCACAUUGAGGAACUUCUGAGUAAUGUGAGAUCGCAGGUGAGUAUCUUCUUGCUUGUCAAGCCAUAAUUUAGUCUAGGCUAGCCUUUUAUGAUCUAUGAUAAUAUUUGGCUUAGAAAUGUUGGUUGUUACCUAAAUUCAAAAAAUAUUUUACCAAAUAUAUUAUUUUAGGUCUUUUUGGCCCUUUAAAAACAUUAUUUUAGGUACUCUUGGCCCUCGUACGCCCCUACAAAACCGUCAAAUUGUCGUAUCUGUCACAACAACUUCGUGUCACCGAAACCGAAAUCAUUCGACUGUUGGUCGAAUUAAUCCAGGAGAAGAAGAUCAACCGAAAACUCGACUAUUUCCGAGGCGUGCUGUGCACCAUCCCGGACGAAUUCGACGGAAUCUCGACGGCACGCUACGACGCUCUCUCCAGCAUGCACAAUCAACUCGAAACCCUGAGACGCAGCAUUAUCGACAAGGUACAAUAA